AGGCGAGCCCGCAGUGUGGGGGGGCGGGCGGCGCGGCGUGGUGCCUGGGCAAGGGACGCCGAGCUGUGGUCCUUGCUUUGCCUCCCUCCGGACCCAAGGAGGAUGACUCGCUUCGCUCUGACGGUUAUCCGACAUGGAGAAACAAGACUUAACAAGGAGAAAGUACUUCAAGGACAAGGAAUAGAUGAGCCUCUUUCAGAAACUGGAUUUAAGCAAGCAGCCGCCGUUGGCAUAUAUCUUAAAAAUGUCAAGUUUUCUCAUGCUUUCUCUAGUGAUCUCACGAGGACUAAGCAGACCAUGCAUGGCAUUUUGGAGAAAAGCAAGUUGUGCAAUAAUAUGACAGUAAAGUAUGAUUCGAGACUUCGAGAAAGGGCACUUUUAUCUAUCGGACCAUUGCAGAAAUAUGGGGUUGCAGAAGGCAAGGCGCUGACUGAGCUAAGGACAUUGGCGAAAAUAGCUGGGGAGGAAUGCCCUACCUUCACCCCACCUGGAGGAGAGACGCUGGACCAGGUGAAAAUGCGUGGAAAAGUCUUUUUUGAAAAUCUUUGUCAGUUGAUCCUGGAAGAAGCAGAUCAAAAAGAACAGUUCUCACAAGGCGCACCAGGCAACUCUCUGGAAACUUCUUUAGCAGAAAUAUUUCCUUUAGCAAAAAACCUCAGAUCCGAAUUUAAUUCCAACGGCAGUACUCCAGGAUUAGCAGCCAGUGUCUUAGUUGUGAGUCAUGGAGCUUACAUGAGAAGCCUGUUUGAUUAUUUUCUGACUGACCUUAAGUGUUCCUUACCAGCAACUGUGAGCAAAUCUGAGAUUGCUUCAGUCAGUCCCAAUACAGGGAUUAGUCUCUUUAUCAUAAAUCUGGAAGAAGGAAAAGAAGGUAAACCCACAGUUCAGUGUGUCUGUAUGAACCUAAAGGAGCAUCUAAACGGAGUGACUGAAACCCACUAAGUUUAGACCUACAUCAAAAUCUAACCGUUUUGAGCCUCUGAGGGAGAGAGUGCCUUUGGCCUUAUUUAUUUCUGUCCUCUGCUAGUGCUGAUUUGCAAACAGUUAAAUCAGCAUUCUGUUAUAGCAGGUUAUAAAGUUUGAAUGCAAUCAUAGCCACAUAAGACACUAAUGUAAAACCAUUUAGAAAUGACUUAUUUGUUUGAGUUCAGUUGGCAUGUUCCAGAGUGAUUUUCCCAUCCUGCCCAGUUCCCUCUCCGGAUUGUAAAUGGAUGAAGGAACUCACUGUUGUAAGAUGAGGGAUUAAUAACCUUGUUACUGUGUUUCUUUCCUUUUUUCUUACAUUGAUUUUUUUUUUACUGUCUGAAAAUCUAGCCUGUUUAUUGGCUCUUGGUAAGAUACUGUAUGCUUUUUACUAUCUCAACCGGUGUUUGAGAGAAAAAACGGUUUAUUCUGUAAUUCCUACUGCAUAUUUAUAGUGACAAUGUUAUUUAAAAAAAAAAAACUCUGUCCUUUAAAUGAAAACCUUUUACUGUCAUAAUUUUAUGUAAAGUAAAAUGACACUAAAGGGUUUUUUUUUUUUUACAGGAAUCAACUGUUGGAAUUUUUUUGUAGUUGGUUUGGAAUGUGGGUGAAUGAAGGUUAUGCUUUCAGGAUGGUCUGGUGUGGAACAGAAGUUAAGGCAUUGUUUGAUUAAUGAAUUAAAGAAGGAGUCUCUGAGCAGGAGAAGAUAGAAGAGCAACUCUUCUAAAUGAUUAGUCUAAGUUAGUCUAUUUUGCAAAAGACAAGGUAGUGGAAGCUAAGAAAGCAAAUAAAUUUAGCUAAGAGAAUAAAGGUGAAAUAUCCACUUACUUAUCUAAACUAUAAGCUGAUGAACUUACAGUUUAAGGAAGGCUUUAGAGAAAAUAAACAGUUAACAGCACCACUAUACAGUAACCUCAGAAUAAAAGAGGAGGCACAGUUGAAAAUUUCAAGUGGUGCUGUGGUAACCAACUGGUUAAAUUGUGGAACGUACAGAUGAGUUUGCUGUUUCUUUCCACCAGAUGGCGCUGGAAAAAAGUGAUUUUGAUUAACUUAAUUUUGCCCAAAAGAUUGGUCCCUCAAAAAUCCUUAUGUAUAAAUGGAGUUUGCUUUUAAGUUAUCAUGUUAAUGAAAACUGAGAGUCUAGUCUUAAAUGAGGAUUAAUACUAAAGUUGUCUGUUAAGGCUAAAGUCACAUAGUCAACAUUUAUUUUGAGCAUCAUUUAAAUCACAUAUGAAGUCCAAUAUUGAAUGGUUUCUCAAUGUGCCCAGUACCACCAGGAUUUCCUGCCACUAUUGAAACAGCUUGUGGUCGAGCACCAGAGGAAGUGAGUGAAAACUUGAAAGAAUAACAGAAAAGGACAAACAAUAGUAAAUAUCCACAUUCCCACCAUUCAGAAGUAAUAAUUGUUAAGAUUUUGUUGUAUUUGCUUUCCUUUUUCUAUGAAGACAUAGAAUAUUAAGAUAUAAAGUAAGUCCCCUUAACCAGUUCUUGCAUUGAGUUCAUGUAUACUUUCAUCUAUUUUUUACAUUUCACUUUGUAUCCAUAAGGAAACUAUUUUUUUGUCGUUUGUAGAAUGUACACAAAUGUCAUUGAGAUGAAUGUAUUCUUUAUUUUCACUUAUAGUUUGGGGCUCUGUCUUUGUUGCUAUGUAUAGAUCUAGUUAAUUACUUAUAACCACUGUAAUCUAUUGAAUAAAUAUUAGCACAUUUUAUUUAUUCUCUUAUUAAUGGAUAUUUAAGUAUAGUUAGUAUUUUCCUAUAGAAACAAUACUGCAGAGAAUAUCCUUUUGCAUCUCUUCUGGUGCUGGGUCAUACAAAAAUGUGCAUUUCCAGAUUUUGUAACAGCCAAAUGGCCCUUCAAAAUGGCAGAACCCAUUCUCAGUUUCUCUAGCAGUAUUUCAAAGUUCCUGUUUUCCCACACCUAUAUCAACACUUGAUAAUGUGUAAUUUUUUUGCUAAUGUAAAGAGCAAAAAAAUGGUCUCAUUAUUUUAGCUUUUCUGUGAUUACUAAUGAGUGGACUGUUUUUCACUAUGUAUAGUGAUAGUUUGGAUUUCCUCCCUGGUGAAUCAUUGGGAUAUAUUCUUUGCCUGUUUUUAUGUGGGGAAGUUUGAUCUUUUCUUAGUGAGUUACAGGAGUAAUUUGGAUAUUCUGGAUGCCAGUCCUCUUCUGUAUGUAAUGCAAAUAUCUUCCAGUUUGUUACUUGUCUUUUAGUCCCAUUUAGGAUGCAUUUUUUCAUUUAAGUGUUUUCAAUUUUUAAGUCAAACUAUUUUGUCCUUUAUGAUUUAUGGGAGAAGACAAUAAUAUAUAACAUGUCAGGUUUCAGCCAGUGCUAUUGAGAAACAUAAAGCAGGGUAAGGGAAAUAGACUGGAGGGAGGACACUGCUUCAUUGAGGGUGAGCCGGGGAGGGCUCUGGGGUGAUCUCCGAGUACUGAAGGAAGUGGGAGAGCUGUGCUGAUCUCUGGGAGAAGAGUAGCCCAUGUGGAAGCCGAGGACAGAUGU
Molecule: messenger RNA, 3463 nt
Organism: Choloepus didactylus (southern two-toed sloth)
Lineage: Eukaryota; Metazoa; Chordata; Mammalia; Pilosa; Megalonychidae
Gene: TIGAR
Product: TP53 induced glycolysis regulatory phosphatase
Exons: 6
Coding region: 103-942 (279 amino acids)
Biological process (GO): negative regulation of glycolytic process; negative regulation of programmed cell death; fructose 1,6-bisphosphate metabolic process
Cellular component (GO): cytosol
Molecular function (GO): fructose-2,6-bisphosphate 2-phosphatase activity
Source: RefSeq, a predicted model, not a curated record